This is a messenger RNA of Anoplophora glabripennis (Asian longhorned beetle), 949 nucleotides long. Its product is annotated as tRNA (cytosine(38)-C(5))-methyltransferase. Bases 309 to 854 code for a protein of 181 amino acids. The record is from RefSeq and is a predicted model, not a curated record. The transcript is spliced from 3 exons. Lineage: Eukaryota; Metazoa; Arthropoda; Insecta; Coleoptera; Cerambycidae. Gene Ontology annotation, molecular function: methyltransferase activity.
UAGCGUUUGUGUAUUGUAAGUCUCGUAAUAUGUCAGUGUUUCUUACGUACCAGGGCGCGUCGUUGGCCGUGCGGAGGGAGCCAAGAAACGAAGUGGUAAAAUAAAUACAGCCAUUGAAAUGUAUUUUGACCAUAGAAAAACCACAGCUCAUUAAGCUGUGGAGAAACUAUUUUUCUUAUGACUUUGACAUUUGUCAUUUGACAAAAUGUUUGUAUUGUUUACAUAUUGCAAUUGUAUUUUAUUUUCAAAUAAUUUAAUCAUACAUUUUUAUUCUCUUAUUACAUAAGUUUAAUAUUUAUAAUUUAACAAUGAAUGUCUUGGAAUUAUAUAGUGGUAUUGGUGGCAUGCACUUAUCGCUGAAUGAUAGUGGUAUUAAAGGGAAGAUUAUAGCUUCUAUAGAAAUUAAUAACAUUGCCAAUGAUGUCUACAAGCAUAAUUUUCCAGACACAAAAUUGCUGAAUUUGAAUAUAGAAGGUAUAUCUUCUGACCGAAUUAAUAACAUGGAUGUCGAUACGAUUCUAAUGUCUCCUCCUUGUCAACCAUUUACUCGAAACGGUUUGCAGAAUGAUAUGAAAGAUCCAAGAACAGCUUCAUUUCUACAUAUAUUAAAAAUAUUACCGAAUUUAAAAAACAUCACAAAAAUUUUAAUAGAAAAUGUUAAGGGUUUUGAAAAAUCAGAUACAAGAAAUAUAUUGAUAGAAACGUUGAAGAGAUCCAAAUUUUCAUAUCAGGAAUUUAUUUUAAGCCCACACCAAGUUGGAAUUCCAAAUUCACGUCAUAGGUAUUAUUGUGUAGCAAAGAAACAUCAAGAAUUGUUGUCUUUCCAGGUUGAUGAAAUUAAACUUUGCUUCUGAAACGUUUAGGUGUAUUAGAUAUAUGUUAUUCAGAUUCUAGAAGAUCUUGCUGCUUUACGAAGGCAUAUGGACGAUAUUUAGAAGGAACUGGCAGU